Molecule: messenger RNA, 2734 nt
Organism: Carassius carassius (crucian carp)
Lineage: Eukaryota; Metazoa; Chordata; Actinopteri; Cypriniformes; Cyprinidae
Product: grainyhead-like protein 3 homolog
Exons: 15
Coding region: 127-1791 (554 amino acids)
Biological process (GO): regulation of transcription by RNA polymerase II
Cellular component (GO): nucleus
Molecular function (GO): DNA-binding transcription activator activity, RNA polymerase II-specific; RNA polymerase II cis-regulatory region sequence-specific DNA binding
Source: RefSeq, a predicted model, not a curated record
UUCAUUUAUCAGGAUACAAACACACAUACACAUUCAGCCAGACAUACAAACACAGACAAACACAUCUGAGGGAAGAGACAAGUUUACAAACUAAGGAUUUUAUCAUCACUGCCUGUCAGAGGAGUCAUGACCAAGGAGAUUGAGGCUCUCAUGGUACAACAGAACGAGAGUUUCAACUACUUACGCUAUCCAGACAAUUACAUUAUGGACUCUUGGCCUUGCAUGGACAGCAGUGACCUCAGCAAGACUAAACCUAGACUGUCAUCAGAUGAAGAAUUUGCAACUCUAAGUUUCCUCUAUGAGGCCUGCAAGACCCCAAAAGAGCAGAAGAUGACAACAUGUGCCCGUGAAAGCAGCAUGCACAUUGACAGGGCAGGGAAUAGCUCUUCCCCUGAGCUGGCCACGCUGGAGAACGCUCACAUCAUGAAGCUGCUUUCUGAAAGUAUUUCCCCCGGUCACUCAAAGCAAGGUUUACAGAGCACUGACAGCUACACCGGGGACAACUUGUACCCCCUCCUGCACCCAGCACAGAAAUCAUGGCCAUCUGACCAUCCCUUUCUGGAGGUGACCCCUGAGCAGCCUCUUCCUUACAACACGUUUCUGAGACAGACGAGCCCUGUAUACUCAGAGUCCUACUCCAACUCGCCUCCAGACAGAUACAGGAAUGACUUCCAGUUUGUUCUUGGUACCCCACAAGCUUCCCAGCACAAAACAACAGAGAUACCCUUGGUGUACCUCAAUAAGGGACAGUUUUACCCCAUCACUCUGCAGGGAGUGGACAGCACUGCUGGGGUGUCAUGCAGCAAAGUGAAAACGAUGAUCAUGGCUGUGUUUGAGAAUGACAAGAGUCCUGAGAUGCAGCUGAAGUACUGGAACCACUGGCACGCUCGACAGCCUACUGUUAAACAGAGAGUCAUUGAUAUCGCUGACUACAAGGAAGUUUUCAGUGGAGUGAGUAACGUAGAAGAGGUGGCUUUCAACGCACUGUCCUUUAUCUGGAACACUGGUGAAGAAGCAAAGGUGCACAUUGGCAUCAAUUCUCUGAGCACUGACUUCUCCUCGCAGAAGGGGGUCAAAGGUCUUCCCCUCAAUCUUCAGAUCGACACGUAUGAUUUCAGCUCAGGGAACAACCGUCUCAUUCACAGAGCUGUUUGUCAGGUCAAGAUCUUCUGCGAUAAGGGGGCAGAAAGGAAGAUGAGAGACGAGGAGAGGAAGAGAAGCAAGAGGAGGACCAAGAAUGUUGCAGACUCCAGCAAUAAUAGUUGUAAACAGGCCUUAGUUUCCAGCUCUGUUGGAAAGGACUCUACCUACUUUAAAACUCUAGACGAUCAUGUCACACAACCUGUUUUAUUCAUCCCAGAGAUGCACUUCAGCACGAUGCAGCGCUGUGGCCUGGUGCCUCCUGUUAGCCUGGAGGAAAGUGACAGGACAUCACUGAAACGUUCCAACUGUUACGCAGAUGGCGGCGACCAGGGCAGCUCCCCACCAAGCAAACAAGCCCGUCGAGACGAGCAACAGAGAGUUCUUCUGUACGUCAGGCGAGAGACUGAGGAAGUAUUUGAUGCCCUUAUGUUGAACACGCCAACCCUCAAGGGCCUGAGAGAAGCGAUUUCAGAAAAGUACGGUAUGCAAGAAGACACCAUUGUGAAAAUCUUCAAGAAGUGCAAAAGAGGGAUCUUUGUGAACAUGGAUGAUAACAUCAUCGAGCAUUACAGCAACCACUCUGCCUUCCUCAUCGAGAUCACUGAAAUUAUUAUCAACCACUUCCAGAUCACACUUAUGGAGCUAUAAUGACAUUAUAAACUAGUGACACCACACCUGGUGCUGCUGGCAGCUUCUUUCUGAACUUUUGAUCCAAAAGCAUGACUAUGAAUCAGAUUCUGCAUUGCCAGAACCGUUGCUAUAUAUAAACAGCUCACCUGCCAGUUAUAUCAUUCUCAGUCAUAUCAAUACUGAACAGUGUAAAUAAAAUUUUCCAUUUUUGUACCUUUUUUAUUAUUUUAUCUACAAUAAUUUUAUAACAUGAGCAAUUAUGAUCAGCAAGGUAUAAUAUAAAUUGUAUAAAUUGUAAAUAGUCAUAAUUAUCAUAAUGUUGUGUUUUGACAUGAUCUUAAAAGAGUUAUAUGUUAUUAUUUCAAAGAUAAACUUGCCUUUUUUGAUGCUGCCUCUUUGCUGCUUAUAAUAGGCCCAUCAUUUCUAGGAAAGGGUGUGAGGCGUUUGUAUUGCUUUAUGCUCUAAUGGUGGUUUGCAUGUUUAUUAAUCUUGCUGCGUGUUACUUCAGCAUACUUCCAGUCAGGGUGCUGUGACUUUCUGCCUUUUAGUUUCACAUCUGAAAUACUCCACCAACACACACGAGUGUUUUAGACCUUUAAGUCGCACAUUUCCACCCUUAAAGAGCCGCGUAUCUGUCAGUGUUUCGAUCACUACAUUUGGAAAACUGGCUCCACACAUUUCGAAUCUGUGUGGCUGGGCUGUAACGGUUGUCAGGACAACCGGCCCUUUUGUCCUCCGAAAUUUAGACAAGAAAGUUCGGGCGAACCACUGCAAUAUCGAACUUACCCAAAUAUCAGAUUAAAUAACGGUGACUUUUCAGGUUUUUUUUGCUUCACAAAACUUGUACAUUUCAAAUGCUUUGUAUUGCUUUCAAACAAUAUUGAUAUAUUAAAGCUGUGCUUUCCUUUUUUUACUGCCUCUGCUUUUAUAUGGAAAAAUAAAAUACAAAAUCCAUAACAUU